AUGGCAACCAGCGAGCUGUCAGCAUGGGACGGCCAGUUAAAUAUUAUCCUGCUUGGUGGCAGAAACUGUGGGAAGAGCUCCGUGGGGAAUUUACUGCUGGGCAAAGAGGAGUUUGUCACCCAAGAGAGGACCUCGUGCUCCCGGAGGCUGGCUGUGGUGGCCGGCCGGCGGCUCACGGUGGUGGACACUCCCGGCUGGUGGUGCGACUUCAGCUCCCGGGACACGUCCGUGCUGGUGAAGAGGGAGGUGGUCAGCAGCGUCUCUCUGUGCGCACCGGGCCCGCACGCAUUCCUCAUCGCCAUCAAGGCCAGCUCCGACUUCACAGAGAAGCGUCGCAGGGCCGUGGAGGAGCACGUGGCCCUGCUGGGCGACGAGGUGUGGAGCCACUGCAUGGUGGUCUUCGUCUCGGCCGACGGGUCCAAGCGCACCGCGGCUGAGGAGCUGGUGCGGCGGGGCGGCGGGGCCCUCCGCUGGCUCAGUGGGAAGUGCGGCCACAGGUGUCACAGCAUCACCUCGGCCUCCGAGCUGCUGGACGAGAUCCGGAAACUCGUCUCGGGGAACGGGAACGCAGUGUUUGAGGUGCAGGAGAGCCUUUCGCAGGCGACGGCGGAGGAGAAGAGGAGAGUGGAGGAGAGGGCUCGGCAGAGGUUUCUGAGGAUGAAGAAACACAGAUCUCUCAUGAGAGGCGAGUUGCGGCCCGUGACUGAUAUCCGGAUUGUGUUGGUGGGAGCAAAGGGUUCUGGGAAAAGCUCCACUCUGAACACGAUCCUGAGCAGACAGAGCGUCCGUCAGCGAGCGAGGAGAACGGCCCGGUGUCUGGUCGGAAGAGGCGCGGUGUUCGGGAGACAGGUGACCGUGGUGGACACGCCGGGCUGGUGGAUGAACUACUUCCGUGACGAGAGUCCCGCGUUCGACCGGAGGGAGCUGGCGCUCAGCGCGUCUCUCUGCCCUCCGGGGCCUCACGUCUUUCUGCUGGUGAUCCGCGUGGACCGGGCCUUCACCGAAACCUACAGGAGGGCGGCGGAGGAGCACCUCGGGCUGAUCGAUGAACACAUCUGGAGUCGCGUCAUCGUCCUGUUCACUUUCGGGGACUGGCUGGGCGGCACGACCACGGAGCAGUGCAUCGAGAGCGAGGGAGAGCCUCUGCGGUGGCUCGUGGAGAGGUGCGGCAACAGGUACCACGUCCUGAACAACAAAACCAAAGGGGACGGGUUUCAAGUCCGAGAGCUCAUCGGGAAGAUCGAGGAAAUGUUGGCCGGCUGCACCGGCUGCCCGCAUUAUGAAGUAAAGACGGACGUGGUGGAACAGUUGCAGGGGGAGAUGAGGAGAGAGGAGGAGAGAGCCGAGGAGAGACUGAGGAGGAAGGAGAAACAAAGGCGGAUGGCGAGGGCUCAGCUGGAGAAGCUCACCCCUAUUACAGAACUGAGAAUAGUGCUGGUUGGCGGCAGUAAAACCGGUAAGAGCUCAUGUGGGAACACCAUCCUGAGCAGAGAGUGCUUCCACGCCGAGACACAGACCACUUCCUGCUCUGAAAAACGAGCCACAAUCCGCGGCAAGACGGUGACAGUGCUGGACACACCGGGCCGCUUCUCCGUGACCUCUGACCUCCUCCACGCGGCAUCCUGUGCCAUCCUCCUGGUCGUCAACGUGAGCUCCUCAUUCAAUGCCGAGCGCGUGGAGGCCGCGGAGAAACAGCUGGAGGCGGGCGGCGGAGGCCAGAUGUGGAGCAGAGCCGCGGUCCUGUUCAGCCACGGCGAUUGGCUGGGCGACAGCGGCAUCGAGCGGCGCAUCGAGAGCGAAGCGGAGCCGCUGCGGAGGCUCGUCGAGAGGUGCGGGAACAGAUACCACGUCUUGGAUAAUAAGCACCGGGGCCAGGGGGCUCAGGUUGACGAGCUCAUCGGCCUGAUCGAGGAGACGCUGGCGGCAGACAGGCUGGCUGCCCUUCACAGAGGGGGGGAUCUCAUGUGGAACGGGGAUUCUUUAAGAGAUGUGACGCCGGGUGAAAAAGGUCAAAAGAUGAUCAGGAGCUGCAGACACGAGCUGUGCCACGACGACCUGACUGAGUCAGCCAAUCCCACCUCACAACCAUCUCUAAGCUGCUCAGGAGGCCCCGCUGGUCAGAUAGUGGCACUACCGGCAAGAAGGGCCGGAUGGACGGGACUCAAGGUCCUGGAGAGAGAGAGCUUCCUGUCCAGCUUGGCCUCUUCUCUCUCUGGUGAAGCAACGCCGAGGUGGACCAUAAAUCUGCCCGUCUGGCUCCCGGCCGAUGACGUUCCCCCGAGACUCAACGGAGCACGCCGUCUGUUCUCAUCCACGCAUCCAGCCGUGCUUCUGGUUGUGCCUCAAACGCAACACGGGAUGCUCGCGGAGGGAAAUGACUUCGGCGUGCAUUCGUUGUGCCAUCCAGCGCUGAGGGAGCGGACUCUCAGGAGGCUCAGCGAGGCCGGAGGUCUGCAGGCGCUGAUCGACCAAUGGGGCGACAGCAGCCUGGAGGAGCUGGAAGCCUUCAUUGACUCGUAUUUUGAGAUGAUCUGGGAGAAAACUAUGGGUUCAUUUCAGGAACCGGUCGCUCCCACGGCAGAGCAGGAUGCUGUUGGUGAGGAGGAGGAGGCUCGGCUGCAGGAGGUGCUCUCAUCCAUCGACAGGAAGCUGUCAAAGCUGGAGCUCCUUGAGGAGAUCAGGAUGGAUCUGGCCGAGCUGAGGACGAGUCUGGAGAACAGCUGGAGGGCCAUCCAGGAACUCAGGAGUAAACAGUGUGAUGAGCAUGCUUUCCACAUGAUGUUGGGGAGCAUUGGAGCAAUGAGGUCUGGCUCACAGUCGGCGGCCCCCUUCAUCCCAGAGGUGUUGUACGGGUUGAGAUGCAGUGAGCAGUGA
Messenger RNA from Pseudoliparis swirei, 2874 nucleotides. RefSeq names its product GTPase IMAP family member 8. The transcript is spliced from 7 exons. The coding region runs from base 1 to 2874 and encodes 957 amino acids. The record is from RefSeq and is a predicted model, not a curated record. NCBI's taxonomy places the organism in Eukaryota, Metazoa, Chordata, Actinopteri, Perciformes, Liparidae. Gene Ontology annotation, molecular function: GTP binding.